AUGCACCAGAAGAACAACGCCGCCGCGGCAGCUUCACAUGAGAAUGGCGAAAACGGCGAGGAUGACAAGGCGGAGAACGAGGGCGAGGAGCUGAAGAACCCGUUUGCGGAUGAUGAGGAAGACGAAGAUGAUGACAGCGAUGACGGCAACAACGACCAUCACGGGACAGGAGCGGCAGCAGCGGUGACGGGUGCAUGGGGCGCGGCAGGCCGGGGAUCGUGGUGGCGUGGAAUGGCGGGACGGAGUGGGAACCAACGGUUCGACGGGCAAGACGACUCUGACGAGGAAGAUAACGACGACGACGAGGAGUUUGGCGACUUUGCCAUGCCCGAGGUCGACCCCGCGCCCGAGACCGACUCUAAUGACAACGUCAUUCUGAAGCCGCUUGCCGUGCAUCCGCCUCAGGGGUCCGGGGGUAAGGCGUUUAGCGGUAUUUGGCCCUUCUCAAGCGCAAAGGAUAACAAGGAUGAGAAGACGAGCGGCAAGGAGGGAGAAGAGACGGUCACUGGGGACGACGAGAAGCCCGUUCAAGCUGCUGUAGAGGCGUCUCGGAGGACGAGCAUUGAAGACCCGGAUGACGAUGAGGAGGUGGUUGUGCAGAAGCCGUCGAGCCUGUGA
Colletotrichum truncatum is the source of this 618-nucleotide messenger RNA. NCBI's taxonomy places the organism in Eukaryota, Fungi, Ascomycota, Sordariomycetes, Glomerellales, Glomerellaceae. The record is from RefSeq and is a predicted model, not a curated record.